ACAAUAGAGUUAACACAACUAAAGCCAUAUAUAAUGUAAUAAUGUAUUAACUAAUAGUAAAUGAAUGGCAAAUGUGUUUAUAAACACAAACUCAUAAUUAAUACAUUAAUUGUUGUCUAUAUUAGACAACAUAAGUGUUAGUGAUAUAAAUGUUGGACAAUGUAUGGUAUUUCGGCAAUUUGUUGGCCGUAUUGUUGCGAUGGAUGACUGGUCAGCACUCGUAUUCGGGAGAGUCGAGUCCACCCAUGUUUGGUGACUAUGAGGCACAAAGACAUUGGAUGGAAGUGACGGUCAAUCUGGAGACCAACCAAUGGUACACCAAUAGCACAGACAAUGACCUACUUUACUGGGGAUUGGAUUACCCGCCGCUGACUGCAUAUCAUAGCUAUCUUAACGGCAAAAUUGCUCAAUAUUUGAACCCAUUGUGGGUUGAAUUACACACAUCAAGAGGUUUUGAAAGCUAUUAUCACAAGAUUUUUAUGAGAUCUACAGUACUUGCGGUCGAUUUGUUGAUAUACUUCACAGCUGUAUAUAACUAUUGGUCGAUAUAUAUGAAAGGUAUGGUUCCCGAAGUCAAACCCCGUGACAAAGCCGUCAAUUGUGUAAUAAGUCUUUUAAAUCCGGCGUUAAUUCUUAUAGAUUACGGACACUUCCAAUAUAACUGUGUAUCACUUGGAUUAGUCAUUUGGACAUUAAAUUGUCUGAUGAGUGGAUAUCAUAUAACGGCUGCAAUAGUCUUCUCGUUAGCCCUUAAUUACAAACAAAUGUCUCUUUAUUAUGCAUUUCCUAUUUUUUGGUAUUUACUAAGUAUUUGUUUUAGUCAACGAAACAAAUUAAAACAAUUAAUAAAAUUGGUCUCAAUUUCAAUGGCCGUAAUCUUCACUUUUGUUAUACUAUGGCUACCAUAUAUACAUAGUAUUGAAUCAAUUUUUCAAUUAUUAAAUAGGAUUUUUCCAUUUAAUAGAGGAAUAUAUGAGGAUAAAGUUUCAAAUUUUUGGUUUUCGCUAUCAAUUUUAAUAAAAAUCAAAAAUUUUUUCACUGACUCAUCACUCGCCAAAAUGAGUUUAUUGACUACUGUGGUAGCACUGAUGCCAUCAAGUUAUGCAGUAUUUAAAAAGCCAACAAUAGAUAACUUGAAGUAUUCUUUGAUAAAUUCAUCGCUAAUAUUCUUUUUAUUCUCCUUUCAAGUCCACGAAAAGUCCAUUUUAAUGGUUUCGAUUUGUGUUUUGCUAUUAAUGGAUAAACAUCCGCUUUGUUGCCUCUGGUUUGUUGUCAUUUCAACAUUCAGUUUACAACCGUUGUUAAUAAAGGACAGUCUAAUGAUACCUUACUUUUCACUUAUAAUAUUCUUCAUAUGUGUCUAUACUAAUGCUUUCGGAGAUUUUGAUAUUUGGCAUCCAAUUUGUUGGAGAGAGAGAACAGUAAUGAUAACGUUUAUAUCAUCAAUGGUUGGUUGUUUAUUAUUAAGUAUAGGCGCACUUACAAUACCGGCGCCAAAGAGAUUGCCUGACAUUCAUGCAGUUGCUAACUGUUUAUACAGUUUUAUCCAUUUAAUGGUUUUUGUAAUAUAUUUUCAUCAAUUGCAGUUUGAAGUCUAUAAAAUGCCCAACACUUACCAUAAGACGACUGUCCUUUCAAGCGCUAAGAAGAGAAAACAAAUAUAAUAUUUUUGAGUUAUAGUUUAAGAAAAUUGAAGAAAAAUUAAUAUAAAUAUUUAUUUAAUUUGUUAUUUGAAUAUAUGAGGGGAUCAAUGAAAAUGAAUGAAAUAAAAUUUGAGAGUAAAAGUCGCAUAAAUAUAAAGUCAAUGGUUUGGAUGAGUGAAGUGAAGGCAUGGAUGGGAAAGGGAGCGAUAAAUAUAUUUAAACGCCUACACGACGAUUGACCCCAACUAUGGUAUCACUUAAAGUCAGCCUUGGAUUGGAAGACAUUCUGUAUAUUUAUUAUGCAUUUCUUAUGUGAUAUUUAUUUAGUAGUAAUGUUUUCAAAACUGAUAGUUAAAUCUAGUCUUUGAAUACAACAAUCAAAUGUGCCUUUAAAUUGCAUAUUAAUAAUGAUUUCAUUAAAGUU
Oppia nitens is the source of this 2067-nucleotide messenger RNA. It is a transcript of the gene gny, whose product is annotated as dolichyl pyrophosphate Man9GlcNAc2 alpha-1,3-glucosyltransferase-like. The transcript has 10 exons. Gene Ontology annotation, biological process: protein N-linked glycosylation. Bases 150 to 1664 code for a protein of 504 amino acids. Gene Ontology annotation, cellular component: endoplasmic reticulum membrane. NCBI's taxonomy places the organism in Eukaryota, Metazoa, Arthropoda, Arachnida, Sarcoptiformes, Oppiidae. The record is from RefSeq and is a predicted model, not a curated record. Gene Ontology annotation, molecular function: dolichyl pyrophosphate Man9GlcNAc2 alpha-1,3-glucosyltransferase activity.